UUAGCUGACACGCCUCUUCUCCUUCAUUACCUUUAUUUUGCUUUUUUUUGUUAAAUGAAAUUAUUUGUUUUCAUUUUUUUUAUCAUCUCAGUCCCUUGGAAUUGAAAAAAUAGACAACAACAAUUAACCAAUUUUAAUUUACUUUUGGUUAUGAGUGAGAAAAAGUACCAUUGCCCGGUGGAGGGCUGUUCUUUUUCAGAGCAAAAGGGUAAACACUUUAAGCGCAAAAUGUCCAUUGAUCAGCAUUUCCUCAACUGUCACUCUGAGCGAAAGUACAAAUGCUUCAAUUGUGACAAAAGCUACGCUAUCGAUUGGCAGUUAAAGUAUCACCUUAAAACCUGUGGUCUAAUCUGGAAGUGCCUAACAUGUGACAAAUUUUACAAAGAAAGAUUGUCUCUGAUUACCCACUGUACUCGGCACUCUCAUGUUUUACCUGAUGAAGCUCGUCGUCGUAAAACGAAAAGUAAAAAGGAAGAUAAAUCAAGCAGUAGUACCAACAACAGUCACAGUGGUGGAAGUAGUAAAGAUACACAAGUGAUGAUUCUUCCCGUUAUGAUGCCAACCGCUCAGACAACUGGAAACAAUAGCAGCCAUAACAACCAAACCUCAAGCUCAUCAUCAUCUCGACAUCACCAUCAGUCAACUACUUCGUCUUCUUCGUCCUCUUCAAGCUCAUCCUCGCGACACCAUCAUCAUCAUCAUCAUCAAUCUCCUCAUCAAGCACCCAAACAGUUACAACAACCCAAUCCUAAUCGGGCUCACCACCAUCAUCCUCCUCAACAUCUUCCCAAGCCUCCAUUUCAAAAUCCAAUUGCACCACCAACAGUUGAUUAUCAUCAAUUAAAUCAAAGGAUCAAUAUAGCAGAACUGUAUGCAAAUUUACCGCAAAUGAUGGAUCCAAAUUCGGGUUAUAUGAGAGAUACUAGUGGACAGUCCGAUGUUGAACAUUUGAAACACGGUUUACAUCAUUUUGCUCCACCUCGAGCUCACCUUUGGUCAACUUCUGAUUGUUAAAA
Messenger RNA from Panonychus citri (citrus red mite), 1016 nucleotides. RefSeq names its product ATM interactor-like. The coding region runs from base 151 to 1014 and encodes 287 amino acids. Gene Ontology annotation, cellular component: nucleus. Gene Ontology annotation, molecular function: transcription cis-regulatory region binding; DNA-binding transcription factor activity, RNA polymerase II-specific. Gene Ontology annotation, biological process: regulation of transcription by RNA polymerase II. The record is from RefSeq and is a predicted model, not a curated record. NCBI's taxonomy places the organism in Eukaryota, Metazoa, Arthropoda, Arachnida, Trombidiformes, Tetranychidae. The transcript has 2 exons.